AUGGCGGUGCACGCGCCUGUUCGCAUUCCUCCCCCAGCGCCCAUGGAGCUAGAUACGGGUGUGGACGAUGUAUUGGGCAUGAUUGAUGAGCGCAUGCUGGACCGCGACGAGUCGGUGGAUCCCAUGGCGCUCCUCGCAUACUAUCGCCGACUGCUUCCAUUCAAGUCGCUCUAUACAUGGCUCAACCACGAUGUGGGCCCCACGCGCAAUUUUACGAACCGCGAGUUUGCAUUCACCUUGCAGAGCGACGUGUACCUUCGCUACCAGAGUUUCUCUGGAUGGGACGAGUGGAAGAAGGAGGUGUGCCGCUUGAAUCCCUCGCGUUUUGAGAUCGGGCCCGUGUACAGUGCGAAGCCCAAGGACCGCAAGACGCUGCAGAAAGCCACAUUUCGCCCUGUGGCGCGUGAAGUUGUGUUUGAUAUAGAUAUGACCGACUAUGACGAGAUCCGGACGUGCUGUUCGGACAAGCACAUUUGCCGGCGCUGCUGGAAACUGAUUGCGGUGGCUGUGGAAGUGCUGGACAGCACACUACGCGAAGAUUUUGGGUACAAGCACUUGCUCUGGGUAUACUCGGGGCGGCGUGGAAUCCACUGCUGGGUCUCGGACAGUGCUGCACUCGCUCUGCCCGACGAGGCGCGCAAAGCGCUCGUCGGCUGGACAGAAGUGAUCCGCGGCAGUGCGAACCAAGCCAAGAAAGUCUCGGUGGGGACGCAUGCACCAGGCGCACCGCGCGUGCUGCAUCCGAGCCUGCGCCGCGCGCUUGGCGGUGAUGUGCUGAGCAGCACAGGCACCGACGCUUCGACGCCGGCCUCCAAAGGGCCGCUGCAGCGUGCUUUUGUGGAAGUGAUCCUGCGCGACCAAAACGUGUUUGCAGAAGCGCCGCGCUGGGAAGUACUGCUCGCGCUGCUCCCUCCCCACGAAGCCGAUGCCAUCGCACGUUUGCAAGCGAAAUGGGCUGCGGGGCCGCGCACUAGUGUACAGAAAUGGGACGAUGUGUUGGACGUUGCGUCCAAGAGUGCGGAACGCACAAAAGGCGCGUGGAUUGCUACGCUGGAGGACAUUGUGCUGCAAUAUACGUACCCCCGCAUCGAUGCCGAGGUGAGUAAACGGCAGAACCACUUGCUCAAAUCGCCAUUUGUCGUGCAUCCAUCCACUGGGCGCGUUUGUGUGCCGUUGGAGGUGGACGACGUGCAGCAUUUCGAUCCGGAGCACACCGCGCCGACCGUUGCACAGCUCUUGCGCGAGCUCAAUCGGCACCAAGGAGACGAUAAGGCGUUGCAUACCAAAAGCGAGUGGGAAAAUACAAGUUUGCGUCCGUACGUCGAGCAGCUCGACCGUUUCACUUCGCGGAUAUUGCACGAAGCGCGCGAUGCAAAGCGCACCACGACAAAACACACGCUCGACUUUUAG
This is a messenger RNA of Malassezia vespertilionis, 1410 nucleotides long. It is a transcript of the gene PRI1, whose product is annotated as p48 polypeptide of DNA primase. Gene Ontology annotation, biological process: DNA replication, synthesis of primer. The record is from RefSeq and is a predicted model, not a curated record. The transcript has a single exon. The coding region runs from base 1 to 1410 and encodes 469 amino acids. NCBI's taxonomy places the organism in Eukaryota, Fungi, Basidiomycota, Malasseziomycetes, Malasseziales, Malasseziaceae. Gene Ontology annotation, cellular component: alpha DNA polymerase:primase complex.